CUGUCUGAUGUUUUUCUUCCUGCCGCAGACUCACAUCCUGUGACUUCAGUUCGCUGAUUAAAUCAAACAUUCAUUUAGUCAGACUUAUGAACAAUAAACAGAUAAUGUGGUUUAUAUGGAGCCGUCGAGUUCUGGUGAUCAUUACUUUUACAUCAUCGUUGGAGAAGCUGCUACAGAGAAAACAUCAGAUCUAUAAAGAUCAAAAGCAAACAGUGACACUGUGGGACACGGAGCAGAUAAAGACUUUCAAAGUAAAACCACGUCAGAGUUUCAGAGAUCCCACACUGUGCAUUGAGGAAGUUUCCGUGCAGGUGGUUUGGCUCCAUGAAGGAAACUGUGCUCCAUCAACUGGACAGUGCAAAGUGACCACACCUACAGGCGGGGGGGAGGUGGAUCAGGAGGACUAACCAGAAACCUCACCACGCAUGCCUCCACAUGUUGAGGGUUUCAGCUGGAGUGCAGCUGCAGGAGAGAAAAGACUAAAACUGAAUGGAAACAAGAAAAUUAAGAAGGAGGAAUAGAAUCUGUGAGUAUGAAUCCUGAUCCCGGAGCCACAGAGAUGGAUUCCUCUUGUGUGACGCCUGGAAGUCCCACCGGGGACGAACCAGAGACCCAGGAGCUGGACCCGGAGCUGGUCUGGGUUCCCAGCGGGAGGCGUCUGAUCUCUGGUCUGCUGGGGAUGAACGUGGUCCUGCUGGGGGCGGCCCUGGUGGCAGGACAGGCGUUCAACCCCGAGGGCCUGAAGAACCAGGAGCCACAGGUGUUCCUGCUGCUGCUGAUGGGGGCCAGCUUGAUCUGGAUCCUGUGGUACCUGCUGUGGGCCCGGAAACAACCCGGCAUCUGCCCACAUAAAGACCACCAUGCCGGGGGGACCACAGUCAUCUUGGUUCUGAUCCUGUUCGCUGGGUUCAGUGUGGUUCUGUUCAUCUGCAGGAUCGGGUACUUGAUGAACGUGAGGGAAUGUCAGCCGCCUGCUAAAGUUCUGUCUGCGUUCAUGGAGGCUCCUUUUCUGGUGCUGCAGACGUAUUUACUGUGGGCUCACUCCAAGGACUGUGUCCACAAACACAAGAUAAUCACAAGGUCUGGACUGAUGGUGAUUCUGUCAGCUGACCUGCUGCUGUGGCUCAACGCCGUCACCGAGGACACGAUCCACGAGGAGAUCGAGUUAGAGAAGAGCGACGGGUUCAAGUUCAGCAACACAAACUCAUCUGAGGACGACAACUCAGCAGGGAACUUGACGUUGUGUCGCUGCAGUGCGAGCGCCGCCUGCCUCACCUUCAGGAAAGGGUUCGAGAUCCUGUAUCCCUUCAACAUGGAGUUCUACCUGAUGGCCGGCUGCAUGAUCUACGUGAUGUGGAAGAACGUGGCCCGCAGGACGAGUCCGGGGCACCACGUGUCCGAGAAGCUGACCCUGAACAUCGUGUACCAGGGCGGGGUCAUCUUCGGCCUGGUGUUUGGAGGCCUGGUGCUGGUGGCGGGGGUGACGGUGUUCGUCCUCUACCAGGUGUGGGUGAGCCAGCCGCAGCGUCGCCUCACCGCCUUCCUCGUCUUCUACGGCUUCCACUUGGCCGUCAUGCCCGUCAUGUCCCUCUGCUCGCUGGCCGGGACGCUGGUCCACCGGCUGGAGAGGAGGGCCCAGGAGGCCGGACUCAACCCGACCCGCAGCCUGGACGUGAUGCUCCUGGUGGCAGCGGCUCUGGGGCAGCUGGCCCUCUCCUACUUCUCCCUGGUGGCGGCCCUGGCUCUGGGGACCAGCGGGCCCCUGGGGGACCUGGACCUGUCCUACUCCCUCCUCAGCCUCCUGGAGCUCGUCCUCCAGAACAUCUUCAUCAUCGAAGGCCUCCACCGGCACCCGAACCUGCUCACCAAGAAGAAGGAGAGGAAGAGGAGCAGCAUAUUUAAGCCAAGGAGAAAGGUGACGACAGCGAUAGAAGAAGAGAAGAAGACGGAUGUCUCACUGCUGGAGGGAAACACGGCAGCACCCCCUGCUGUCCAAGUGCAUGAUGGGAAAACGACCUGGCACAAGAGAGCGAUACAGGAAAUCUGUGCUUUCCUCGUCCUCUCCAACAUCAUGCUCUGGGUCAUCCCGGCCUUCGGAGCCCACCCUCAGUUUGAGAACGGCCUGGGGAAACAGUUCUUCGGCUUCAGCGCCUGGUUCGUUCUGGUGAACGUGGGUCAGCCGCUCAGCGUCUUCUACCGGAUGCACUCGGUGGGCGCUCUGAUGGAGCUGCUCAUCACGGCGUGACCAGCAACACGCAACACGUGACCGAGCACUGGAGUAAACAGGACACACAUCAAUGAACGGUUUAGUUAACAUGGACAGAAGCAUGUGGACAUCUACUGCUGAUGAGGCUGAUGUUCUUCAGGGUUUGAGAUCCUUGGAGCAGGUUUGUGUCCAUUUCCUGUUUCAAUAUGUCGACGCCCACGUGCACGAUGCCCACGUGCACGAUGCCCACGUGCACGAUGCCCACGUGCACGAUGCCCACGUGCAGAGAUCCAGAUCGAUAAAGAGACGUUUCCACAGGAUGGUGCUGCUGCAAACAUUUUGAAGAAAACUACAAAAAGGUAAAACAGAGGGACUGCAUGAGGGUCAAUCAAAAUGUUGAAAAACAUUGUAACACACAAAUAUUAAAAAGAUUAACCUCCUGAUACAUAAGUGCAUCAUUUAAUGAGCUCCAUCCUGAAUCCACAUCCUAACACCAAGUGUCAUUUAACACAUCCAGUCGUGUUUGCACAAUAACAACAAACACACAAACAGAUGAAAAGAAAGAGGUUUCUCUGAUGCUCUUGGAAAGUUUUAGAUGUUUUACUUCAGUAAAAGCAUCAACACAACUUCGUUACAAAGUUCUGCAGCUCAACAGUCACCAAACAUCAAGAGUCAAGGAAAAGUUGAAAAUGACAAGACCUUGUAUUUUGUGAAAUUCUUUUUCUGCUUUGGGCCCAAAUAUAUAUAUAUAUAUUUUGAAAUGUUUCAAAAGUUAAAUAUGAUAAAGGGACAUAUUAUAAUAUCUUCUCUGUAAAGUAAAACGUCGUUAGAUAAAUGCACAAUAUCGUCCUCUGAAAUGUUAAGUAAAUGUUAAAUUGUACAGAUGUACAUUACAACCACUGUAUCUGCAGACAGGUUAAAUAAUCUGUUGAUUUAUGACAUACGUGUUAAUUAAAUCAUAUCCUGUGAGAUUAAA
Pleuronectes platessa (European plaice) is the source of this 3182-nucleotide messenger RNA. Its product is annotated as proton channel OTOP3. The transcript has 9 exons. Bases 533 to 2245 code for a protein of 570 amino acids. NCBI's taxonomy places the organism in Eukaryota, Metazoa, Chordata, Actinopteri, Pleuronectiformes, Pleuronectidae. Gene Ontology annotation, molecular function: proton channel activity. Gene Ontology annotation, cellular component: membrane. The record is from RefSeq and is a predicted model, not a curated record. Gene Ontology annotation, biological process: proton transmembrane transport.